Molecule: messenger RNA, 3266 nt
Organism: Patella vulgata (common limpet)
Lineage: Eukaryota; Metazoa; Mollusca; Gastropoda; Patellidae
Product: zinc finger protein 235
Exons: 2
Coding region: 1498-2532 (344 amino acids)
Biological process (GO): regulation of cytokine production; regulation of immune system process; negative regulation of transcription by RNA polymerase II
Source: RefSeq, a predicted model, not a curated record
GGAGUGCUUGAUUGUAGUCAAUAUACUUGCAAGUAUGUUUUAGGUAACAUGCAAUUAAUAACUAAAGCAAAUAGAAAACGUGUUAAAGGGAUGGCUGACCGGUAAAACUUCUUAGAUUCAAAACAAACUCCCUUCCUGGCAUAUCAAAUCUUAAUCCAGCUCCGAUGUAAUAACCCAUAGGAAAUCAAAAUCAUUGUCUUCCAAUAUUUGUAAUAAAUCAUAGACAUUAUAAUAAAACUUUAUAAACAUAGGAACAAGAAAGGAUUUUUUUUAGGUGUAUUUUUGCAAAAGGUGCUCAUUUAAUGAAAAUCAACCUUAUGCUUCUUAGAAAGCAUUUAGAUGACAGCACUCUUUUCAUUCUAUGUUGAGCAAAUAGGUAAAUGAUUCCUUUGGGAUCUAUUUGAUUGUCUUGCUUUAUUCAUUUUCCACGACAGAAUUUUAUGGGGAUGGGGGCAACCCUUCAAAAUAUGUACAUACCAAAUAUGCCAGUCAUUACUCCGAAAAUGGUAUAAGGAAUCAAUUAACUGACCUUACACUGCAAACCGGGUAUCAUUUAAUCUUGUGUAUAGCAAUAAUUUCUUUCACAUUCAUUCAAUGUCAAAUCUUUGUUUAAAAAUUCGUAAAAAUCGUUAAAACCACCAAAAAUCAUCUAAUUUGUACUUGUGCCCAGUUUAAAGCUGUCCAUAUGAAUUGUAAACAAAGAUUUUUAUUUAAACGAAUGUGAAAGAAAUUAGUGCAAAUGACACCCGAGUUACAGUGAUAUCUGAAAAUGAAAUACUGACCCCAAAAACAUUAGUUCAGACACCAAAUUUACUAUAUUCGUAUGUGUGGAUUAUCGGUCGGUCGUAGGUUUUUAGGAAGAGAUGCCCUCGAAAUUGACAAACUUUCCGGUACUGUGAUGUUGGUAAUCUAUCAGAAACCACCCAAAAAACUUUUCUUGCAGUUGUUGCGUGUUUGCCUCUCUUGAAAUAUGAUAGAUGGUUAAAAACAAAACUAAGUCUAAUAAUAUUAAAUCGCCUUCUUAUUAAUAAAAAUACCACAUGAUACAAUUGCAAUAAGUACACUUUAUAUUUAGCAGUAUGUUUAAGUUGCUAUUGUUAUGAUGCAGGUUAGUAUGGAUUAUUCAAAAUGAACGCUUUCUGGUGUAAAAUAUCAUCAUUUUUUUUAUAGGAGAGGAUUUUAUAUGUUGGAGGUUGAUAAACCGCGGCAAUGAUUAUGAUUUGGAAUUUCUCUUCUGCAUUAUUCUAGUCAAUUACUGUAUAUUAUACAUUCUAUUUUACGUUUAUAUCUAAGUUGAAUUAUGGAAUAUAAUGUACACUCAAACAAACAUCAAUUAUCCGUUAUCUUCGGAUAUGAGUUACUCGGGUAGGAGGUGGUCCACGUCAUAUUUUAGACUUACCGUGCUUAUAAAAAUGGCGGAUGUCUGUUUCCAGCAGAAAAGACGUAAUUAUUAAUUUGAUAUAAGGUACAGAGAGAAGAUCAAGAGAAAAGCUGAAAAUGUCAAAGCAUUCUGUUUCCAAUAAAAACUUUCAAUGUGAUAUUUGUGGUAAAUCAAUAAGAGACUCUACUAGUUUAAAUAGUCACAUUAUGAUUCAUACUGGGGAGAGGCCAUAUAAAUGUGAUGUUUGUAGGAAAUCAUUUACCAAUAGUAGCAGCCUACAGCAACACAUCAAAAUACAUACUGGUGAAAAACCCUUUUCUUGUGAUGUUUGUAAAAAAUCAUUUACCCAUAGCAGUAAUCUGGAACAACACACCAGAACCCAUACUGGUGAAAAACCCUUUUCUUGUGAUGUUUGUAGUAAAACAUUUACGACUUGUGGUAAUCUCCACGUACACACCAGAAUCCAUACAGGGGAAAAACCCUUUUUUUGUGAUGUUUGUAGUAAAACAUUUACCACUAGUAGAGGUCGAGAAAAACACACCAGAAUUCAUACUGGUGAAAAACCCUAUUCUUGUGAUGUUUGUAGAAAAUCUUUUACCACUAUUGAUAAUCUACAUUCACACACCAGGACUCAUACUGGCGAAAAACCCUUUUCUUGUGAUAUUUGUAAAAAAUCAUUUACGCAGAGUAAUAAUCUACAAGUACACACCAGAAUCCAUACAGGUGAAAAACCCUUUUCUUGUGAUGUUUGUGAAAAAUCUUUUACCUCUAGAAGUUAUCUACAGAUACACACCAGAAUUCAUACUGGUGAAAAACCCUUUUCUUGUGAUGUUUGUACGAAAUCAUUUACGAUUAGUAUUAGUCUACAGCAACACAUGAAUACACAUACAGGCGAAAAACCAUUUUCUUGUGAUGUUUGUAGAAAAUCAUUUACCGAUAGAAGUAAUCUGGAGCGACACACCAGAACCCAUACUGGAAAAAAAACCUUUUCUUGUGAUGUUUGUGAAAAAUCUUUUACCUCUAGAAGUUAUCUACAGAUACACACCAGAAUUCAUACUGGUGAAAAACCCUUUUCUUGUGAUGUUUGUAGUAAAUCAUUUACACACAAUAGUAGUCUACAUAAACAUAAAAGAAUUCAUGCUAGAGAAUAAAAUACUGGUGAAAAGUGAUGUUUGUCGUAUAUCGAUUAACACUGGGAGUGAUCUACAUAAACGUUCAAGAAUUUAUACGCAUGAAAAAUCCUUUUCUUGUGAUGUUUGUAGUAAAUCAUUUACCAGUAAUAGUAAACCAUAUGACAUUCAGGUCUGAAUAAAGGUAUAAAUUUAUAUUUUUCCGUGAUUACCCAUCUAUCGUAGCAGUGAUCUCUGUUAAAAUUAUAUUUGGAAUGUGUUAAACAAGUUCUAUCAAAUAUGUGAUAAUGACUGACACCAAUAUUGUCAUUUAAGUAUAACAAAAGCAAACAAACUAUUAAAAACCGUCAUAUUGAUCUUCCCAUGUACCUUUAUGGCGGUAUAUUAGAUUCAAAAUUCUAACCUGCUAUCGUCUAAUUUCUAACUUGCUGGUUCAUCACGAUUUUCCGGUGUGGUUCCCCUUGUCAGUGAUGCAGGACGGAGGGCCUGACAAGGACAGCUGUCUAGUUGGGAUGAAAAACUGAGGUCCCGUGUACACAUUGGCGUGCACGUAAAAGAUCCCUUGACAAUUGGAAUUUUUUAUAAGAGUAGGGCAUAGUGCUUGUGAUGUUUGUAAUAAAACCUUUAGCUUGUGAUGUUUGUAAUAAAACCUUUUAUCACAUGUAGUCAUACAAGAACUCGUACUGGCGAAAAGACCCUUUUCUUGUAAUAUUUUUAUAGCAAAUCAUUUAUACACCAAAAAUAAAAUCUGUACC